Drosophila navojoa is the source of this 509-nucleotide messenger RNA. RefSeq names its product transcription elongation factor 1 homolog. The record is from RefSeq and is a predicted model, not a curated record. Gene Ontology annotation, molecular function: RNA polymerase II complex binding. Gene Ontology annotation, cellular component: transcription elongation factor complex. Lineage: Eukaryota; Metazoa; Arthropoda; Insecta; Diptera; Drosophilidae. Gene Ontology annotation, biological process: transcription elongation by RNA polymerase II.
AAAUCCGUUUUUCUCCGUUCUACAAGUUGAUAGCUAAGAAAAUAAGAUAUGGGACGCCGCAAGUCGAAACGUAAGCCACCGCAGAGACGUAAACUUAUCCAAAACCUGGAAAAGCAGUUCAAUUGUCCCUUUUGUAAUCACGAGCGAUCCUGUGAUGUUAUUAUGGACAAAUCGCGUAAAAUCGGUCGCAUUAUAUGUCGCGUCUGCCAGGAAGCCUUUCAGAGCCAAAUCAUGUCUCUAUCGGAGCCCGUAGAUGUCUACAACGACUGGAUUGAUGCCUGCGAAGAAGUUAAUUAGCAUACUAAGCAAACUCUACUACAACAAAUCAUUUACAUACAGCAGGCAUAUAAUUGUUUGUAAAGGUUAAAAUUUGUAUGCUUUUCGAUUUGUUUCACUCGAAAGUAUGCAAUAUCUUUUGUUGUUGCUUCUGGAUUACCAGAUAAGCCUGAAGCUAUGCUUUGAAACCCACAGUUUCUGUACACUGAUCUAAUAGUAAGCCUAAAAUAUAU